Molecule: messenger RNA, 1910 nt
Organism: Papaver somniferum (opium poppy)
Lineage: Eukaryota; Viridiplantae; Streptophyta; Magnoliopsida; Ranunculales; Papaveraceae
Product: cytochrome P450 94A2-like
Exons: 1
Coding region: 88-1629 (513 amino acids)
Molecular function (GO): heme binding; monooxygenase activity; iron ion binding
Source: RefSeq, a predicted model, not a curated record
AUAUAUCCUUGUACAUGUUUAUGUUUUUACCUACACUCUUCCCUUAUCUAGUUACAUAUACUGAAACUUAGUACUCAUUUUUGUAUCAUGGCGGUAGACCUUGGAUUUUUACUCUCAUGGUUUCCUUACAGUCCUUACAUCAUCCUCCCUUGCCUCACGUUCCUUAUCUUCUUCUAUAACAGUAAGAAGUCUACUUCACCAUCUCCGACUGAUAUAUUUCCGAAAUCAUACCCGAUAAUCGGUUCUGUGUUCGCUCUUCUUGCAAAUAGAGACAGACAUAACCAAUGGGCAGCUGAGGUUCUUAAUGUUUGUCCGACUAACACCUACGUGCUUCGGUACAUCGGUAUGGUUAUUGUAACCACUGCUUAUCCUGAUAAUGUUAAGCACAUUCUCAAGUCUAACUUCUCUAACUAUCCAAAAGGUGGAGAGCUUAGAGGCAUCCUCAGUGAUUUCCUAGGAGAUGGGAUAUUCAAUGCAGAUGGUGAUAGCUGGAAGUUUCAGAGACAAAUAUCAAGUCAUGAAUUCAACUCUACUUCUCUUCGUAAGUUCAUCGAAGAAGUUGUUAAGAUCGAGAUAUCUGACCGGUUAGUUCCUGUUCUCUCGAUGACAGCUGAAAAGAACACCGUGCUUGAUCUUCAAGAUAUCCUCCAGAGGUUUGCUUUUGAUAAUAUUUGCAAGAUUUCCUUUGGGUAUGAUCCAAGCUACCUUUCACUGUCGCUCGAAAAGAAAACGGAAUUUGCAGUUGCGUUCGAAGACGGUACCAGAAUAAUGAGUGAACGUAUCGGUCAUAUUUUCCAUUUAUAUUGGAAAGUUAAGCGGUUUCUCAACAUAGGAUCAGAAAAGAGACUAAAACAAGCCACCGCAACGAUCCGGGAAUCUGCAAGAAAAAUUGUUAGGCAAAAGAAAAACGAACUCAAAGAGAAAUCUUCUCUAGAGACUACUGAUCUCCUGUCAAGGUUUGUUAAAGACGAUAAACUAGACGAAGAUUUCGUGAUUGAUAUUGUCAUAAGUUUCAUUUUAGCAGGACAAGACACGUCUUCAGCGGCCUUGACAUGGUUUUUCUGGUUGGUUUCAUGCAAUCCCCAAGUAGAGAAGGAGAUUCUUAAGGAGAUAAGCCAAAUAGCUGAAGAACCUGGUUAUGAUGACAUCAAGGACAUGGUUUACAUUCAUGCGUCACUUUGUGAGAGCAUGAGGUUGUACCCUCCAGUCCCGUACGAUAGUAAAGAAGCAGCAGGUGAUGACAUUUUUCCAGACGGAACUAUUAUAAAGAAGGGGGAUCGAGUAUCAUUUUCUAUUUAUGCCAUGGGUAGGAUGGAUAACUUGUGGGGUUUGGAUUGCAAUGAAUUUAAGCCGGAGAGAUGGUUACAAAAAGAUAACGCGACAGGAAAAUUAAGCUUCGUGAGCAAGGAUUCUUUUGCGUAUCCGGUAUUUCAAGCAGGUCCAAGGAUUUGCUUGGGUAAAGAGAUGGCGUUCUUGCAAAUGAAGAUGAUAGUAGUAGAAGUUUUUCGCCGAUUUCGAGUGGUUCCAGCUGCUGUGGACGGGAAUGAUUUUGCGCCAGAGUUUAAUUCGUACUUGACUUCAAAAAUGAAAGGUGGCUUCCCCGUUAAGAUUCGAAAGAGGACCGCAUAAUUAAGUAUCUUAAUAAGUGUGAUUUUGAGAGCCUGCCAGCGUUUAGAAUUAUUAUAGACAUAAAGAUGACUUUCUUUUAUAUGUUUUAGAGUCUUAUGAGGUCAGUCGACUGUCAAUCAUGUCAGUUAUGUGUUCUGUUUAUUAUACUUUGUCCUUACCGUUAGAUUUUGUUACCGUCGUUGCUCUUGACGAGCUGAACUUUGUUUUCAUCUUGCAGUCACAACAUCUGUUGGAAAUUUUGGAUUAAACAAGAGGAUGAAAACAGAAACAGAAAAUGGUGU